Messenger RNA from Penicillium subrubescens, 1248 nucleotides. Its product is annotated as N-acetylglucosamine-6-phosphate deacetylase. The record is from RefSeq and is a predicted model, not a curated record. The coding region runs from base 1 to 1248 and encodes 415 amino acids. Gene Ontology annotation, biological process: N-acetylglucosamine catabolic process. Gene Ontology annotation, molecular function: N-acetylglucosamine-6-phosphate deacetylase activity. Lineage: Eukaryota; Fungi; Ascomycota; Eurotiomycetes; Eurotiales; Aspergillaceae. The transcript is spliced from 2 exons.
AUGCCGGGCAAAACUAGCGCCCCCAAUACCCCGCGCAUCACCAAAUUCACCAACUGCCGGCUCGUCCGCGGGUCCAGUCUGGUCGAACAAGAUCUAUGGAUCGACUCUCUGACCGGCAAGAUCCUCAAGGACCAAGAGGCCUUCUAUGAGCUGCAUUUGUCCCCCGAUGAGAUCAUUGAUCUCGGUGGCCGUAUCCUGGCCCCGGGUCUGAUCGACACCCAGCUCAACGGCGCACAGGGUUUCGACUUUUCCGUGCCCUGCGCGACUAAAGAUGAGUACGACCAGGGUCUACGUCUUGUGAAUCAGGGCCUGGCCCGUACAGGUCCUCCCUUCCCUUGGCCCCGCCGCAACAACCCACACCCCCUAGACGGCGCCGAAUCCCUAGGCGCCCACGUCGAAGGCCCCUUCAUCAGUCCCGGCCGCAACGGCAUCCACAAACCAGAAGUCCUCCGCUCAGCCCAAACCUACGACGACCUCCUCCACUGCUACGGCGCAUCCAACCUCGCCCCUCCACCGCAGCACACCUCCCCCAUAAAAAUGAUCACCGCCGCCCCAGAAGUAGGCAACAUGAUGGCGCAAAUUCCCCACAUCACCGAUACAGGAAUCAUCUACUCCAUCGGCCACUCGGACGCAACCUACGAACAGGCAAUCUCAGCCACACACGCCGGUGCCCGGAUGAUCACCCAUUUGUUCAACGCCAUGCGUCCCUUUUACCACCGUAACCCCGGUGUAUUCGGGUUGUUGGGCCAGUCUGAGCGUAGACGCCCGUUCUAUGGCGUUAUCGCGGACGGGAUCCAUUUGCAUCCGACUUCGAUUAAAAUUGCGUAUAAUGCGCAUCCGGAGGGGUUGGUGCUUGUUACUGAUGCGAUGAGGUUGUGCGGUUUGCCGGAUGGGGUUUAUGAGUGGACGAAUGGGGAGCGGAUUGUUAAGACUGGUGCGCGGUUGACGUUGGAGGGAUCUGAUAAGAUUGCGGGUUCGUCGGCGACGCUGAUUGAGUGUGUGAAUAAUUUCCGAAGGUGGUCGGGUGCUAGUACCGCUGAUGCGAUUAAUGCGGCGACGGCGGUGCCGGCGAGACUUUUGGGGUUGGAAAAGGUGAAGGGGUGUUUGGAUGCCGGGGCUGAUGCGGAUUUGGUGGUUUUGGGGGAGUCGGAUGAUCCGUACUCGGGGCCUACGUUGACGGUGGAUCAGGUUUGGAAGUUUGGUGUCAAGAUUCAUGAUGCUGAUAAGGUGACUGCGGUGGCGGUUUGA